Messenger RNA from Octodon degus (degu), 878 nucleotides. It is a transcript of the gene Pgls, whose product is annotated as 6-phosphogluconolactonase. NCBI's taxonomy places the organism in Eukaryota, Metazoa, Chordata, Mammalia, Rodentia, Octodontidae. The transcript is spliced from 5 exons. The coding region runs from base 34 to 810 and encodes 258 amino acids. Gene Ontology annotation, biological process: carbohydrate metabolic process; pentose-phosphate shunt. The record is from RefSeq and is a predicted model, not a curated record. Gene Ontology annotation, molecular function: 6-phosphogluconolactonase activity.
CCCCGCCACCGCCUCCCCGCCGCCGCCGCCGCUAUGGCCGCGCCCGCCCCGGGCCUCAUCUCUGUCUUCUCGAGCCCGCAGGAGCUGGGCGCGUCGCUGGCGCAGCUGGUGGUGCAGAGGGCCGCGUGCUGCCUGGAAGGGCCCCGCGCCCGGUUCGCGCUCGGGCUGUCGGGCGGCAGCCUCGUGUCGAUGCUGGCCCGCGACCUGCCCGCCGCCGCCGCCGCCGUCGGACCCGCCAGCCUCGCGCGCUGGACGCUGGGCUUCUGCGACGAGCGCCUGGUGCCCUUCGAGCACGCCGAGAGCACGUACGGCCUCUACCGGACACACCUGCUGUCCAGACUGCCGGUCCCUGACAGCCAGGUCAUCACCAUCGACCCCCAGCUGCCCGUGGAGGCGGCGGCAGAGGACUAUGCCAGGAAGCUGCGGCAGGCCUUCCAGGGAGACGCCAUCCCUGUGUUCGACCUGCUGCUCCUGGGUGUGGGUCCCGAUGGCCACACCUGCUCACUCUUCCCAGACCACCCGCUGCUGCAGGAGCGAGACAGGAUCGUGGCCCCCAUCAGUGACUCCCCGAAGCCUCCCCCACAGCGGGUGACCCUGACGCUGCCUGUGCUGAAUGCAGCCAGGACUGUGGUGUUUGUGGCGACUGGGGAAGGCAAGGCAGCAGUGCUGAAGCGCAUCCUGGAGGACAGGGACACGGCACCGCUGCCCGCCGCCCUGGUGCGGCCACACACGGGAUCGCUGUGCUGGCUGCUGGACGAGGCUGCUGCGUGCCUUCUGUCCGUGCCCUUUGAGAAGCAUUCGACGCUGUAGCCAUGGAGAUCACCGGGACAGGAGAGACGAACUGGGCGGGGUCUCUUCUCUGACACCCUGCUUUCAAA